AACCUUGCUGUGUAUCUGGAAAGUAGAAGUCCGACAGGGAGCUGUGGAGAAACAGGAGGAGCAGAAGAGCUUCACCCAGCUGGAGAGGCAUGAUGAUGAAGAAGAAGAGCUCAGGAGCAGGAGAAGUUCAGCAGGGUUCAACUGGAGCUGCAGUUUAGGGGCGGAGAGAGAGGGAGAGAGAGACAGGGGGAGAGAGACAGGGGGAGAGAGAGAGCUACACUAACCUGAGAUGUUUAUCUGUUAUUAAGCACAUCUUAUUAAUACUUUAGUGCACGUGCAGGGUCUCAACCCUCAGACCAGAACCACUUCCUAAAUAACUUCAUGGACCCUCAUUACCACUUCAGCACAGAUCUACUGUGAUUGGUCUGAAGGUGGUGAUUAGUUCUCUAUAACAGCAGCCCUGACAGUAGCGCAGGUUUAUAUUAAUGUGCUCUUUUUCUAAUAUGUCAUGGUUUCUAUAGCAACAGCCUGUUCACAGGGACGUGUAGGCCUACGGCGGACGCUCCAGUAAUAAUAAACAUAAAUGAUAUGGUGAAGUUUUCUUGAAGUAAGGAGACGUUUAUGUAAGAUGUAUGGAAGGAGUCUCCAGUGUCAGUGCUUUGUAACAGUUAGAGGUAAAGCUGUAACUGGUAGAGGAGUUCCGCGUCUUUAUGGUUUCACGUUAACACGACAAGCUGCGUUCUGGUUUUUGAGAGAGAGUAUAAAGAGAGAAUAAAGAGAGAGAACGAGUGGGGAACGAGUGUUUAUAGCUGCUAUAAGCAUAGCCCCUUCACAGAAUCAUCCUGGACAUGGUUCCUUCAUCAGCAGGCUACACACUUUCCUGUAAGCCCCUACUCCUCUCCGCUCCUCGUGUUCCAGGCUCUCAGUGAUCAGAAGGUGCUGUGUGUAUGUGAUUCCAGCCUCAUCCUCACGAUGGCGCCGUUCUACCGUCACUUCGCCAGUGGACUUUGUUCUCCAGGUCGUGUCUCAACAGAGCAAAGCAGCAGGAAGUGUCACCUCAUUCGUCAUGUCUUUCACAACGCGGCGUAACAGCACCGGGUCUGGAGGAGCUGACACUUUCAGCUGAACUUUACACACACACACACACACACACACAGCGCAGAGAGAGAGACAUACAGAGAGAGAGGAUCAGAGCUGUGACAUGGGUGUGUGAACCCGGUCAGGGGUGUGUGUGCGUGUGUGUGUGUGUGUGUCUGUAUAUAUGUGUCUGUGUGUUAGAUUAGAGUGAGAACUUGUUUGGUGGCGUGUGUUUGUUUGUUGUUAGAUGUGUACAGGUGUGUGUGUGUGAGUGUGUGUGUGAGUGUGUGUGUGUGUGUGUGUGUGUGUGUGUGUGUGUGCAGUAUGGAGUGUGUGUGGGCGGUGGUGAUUCCUGCGCUGCAGUUCUUCUUCAUGGCACUGCUGCUGCUCCUCAUGCUGCCGGCCAUGUUCGGCCUCUCGCUCGGCAUCACUGAGACCUACAUGAAGAUCCUCAUCAAAACACUGGAGUGGGCAACACUGAAGAUUCAGAAGAGCAACAGAGAGCAGGAGAUGCUGAAACACUCUACAUCAUCCGGUCUGAUCCAGCGUGAUGACUCGUCGUUGGAGAAGGAGCUCGAGGAGCUGCGUCGCACUAGGCCGCGGUCUGGGGUGGGCGGGGCCUUUGCGUUCAGUGACGUGUUCUACUUCAGUAAGAAGGGGAUCGAGAGCAUCGUGGAGGACGAGGUGACUCAGAGGUUCAGCUCCGAGGAACUUGUGUCCUGGAACCUGCUCACGAGAACCAACAACAACUUCCAAUACAUCUCACUGCGCCUCACCGUCCUGUGGGGGGUCGGGGUGAUCAUCCGCUACGGCAUCCUGCUGCCCCUCAGGAUCAUGUUAGCGUGUAUCGGUCUCAGCUGGUUGGUGAUUGGCACCACGAUUGUGGGAUUUCUCCCAAACUGCAGGAUAAAGGACUGGCUCAGUGAACUCGUACACAUCAUGUGUUACCGCAUCUGUGCUCGAGGCCUUUCAGCCACCAUCCACUACCACAACAGAGAGAACAAGCCGAGGAAAGGAGGAAUCUGUGUAGCCAAUCACACGUCUCCCAUCGAUGUGGUGAUUCUGGCCAAUGAUGGAGGAUACGCCAUGGUAGGGCAGGUCCAUGGUGGAUUGAUGGGCGUGGUACAGCGGGCGAUGGUUCGAGCAUGUCCACACAUCUGGUUUGAGAGAGCAGAGAUGAAAGAUCGCCACCUGGUGACGCAGAGACUGAGGGAUCACGUGAACGACAAGAACAAACUCCCCAUCCUCAUUUUCCCCGAGGGAACCUGCAUCAAUAACACGUCUGUCAUGAUGUUCAAGAAGGGGAGUUUCGAAAUCGGAGGCACCAUCUACCCCGUAGCCAUAAAGUACGACCCACGGUUCGGUGAUGCGUUCUGGAACAGUGGGAAGUACAGCAUGGUGAGUUACCUGCUGAGGAUGAUGACGAGUUGGGCCAUCGUCUGUAAUGUCUGGUACCUCCCACCCGUGACCCAGCAGGAAGGAGAGGACGCUGUGAAGUUUGCUAACAGAGUGAAGGCUUUGAUUGCGAGACAAGGAGGACUGGUGGACUUGUCCUGGGACGGUGGUCUUAAGCGAGCCAAAGUGAAGGACUCAUUUAAGCAGGAGCAGCAGAAGAUGUACAGCAGCAUGGUGGUCGGAGAUGACAGCAGCGACUGAACACUAAAAUCAGCCAAUCACAGACCUCCAAAACACCAGACCCUCCAAUCAGACCCUCAGAGACUUGUCUAACAUUAGACCCCUAAUAAAGACACAUCCGAGAACUGCAUGCAGGCGGCCAUGUUGGAUGCAGCGUGAAUGUCAUGCACUAUAUCAGAGUUCUCCCUGUGCGGAAUUUCUUCUCAGUGAAACAUGAUGAACUGGACGUUACGAUGUUUAUGUGGAAAUGUUCAGUCAGCUCCAGCAUGCAGAAGAUGGACUGUCCUGCACUGAUGGUGCUUCUCACUACAUCGACGUCUUCGUCCAGAAUUAUUUAUACCAAAUGAAUUAUAUGUAAUAACUGUAAUAUAUCACUAACAAAUAAGAACCUUCUUCCAGAAGCAGUGAUCAGAUCAGACAUUCCCAAUGCUGAACGUUUAACCUGCAACAUUACAGAAACAGAUUAAAGAUUAAAGAGGUGUGUGGUUUGUAAUGGUAGUUGUAGUGGACACCAUUAGAAUUUCUAUGAUGGUUUCUAUUGUUCUUUUUUUUCCAGCAUAUUUCAAUAUUUUGCAUAAAUAAUUGAAAUAUUACUAAUGUAUUCAUCAUUUAAAUGUUCUAAUUAAAUAAUAUUUUUACGAGUGA
This is a messenger RNA of Ictalurus furcatus (blue catfish), 3297 nucleotides long. RefSeq names its product 1-acylglycerol-3-phosphate O-acyltransferase 9, like (gene agpat9l). Gene Ontology annotation, molecular function: glycerol-3-phosphate O-acyltransferase activity. Gene Ontology annotation, biological process: triglyceride biosynthetic process. Gene Ontology annotation, cellular component: endoplasmic reticulum. The transcript has 14 exons. The coding region runs from base 1342 to 2673 and encodes 443 amino acids. The record is from RefSeq and is a predicted model, not a curated record. NCBI's taxonomy places the organism in Eukaryota, Metazoa, Chordata, Actinopteri, Siluriformes, Ictaluridae.